This is a messenger RNA of Trichoderma breve, 1035 nucleotides long. RefSeq names its product ankyrin repeats (3 copies) domain-containing protein. The record is from RefSeq and is a predicted model, not a curated record. Gene Ontology annotation, biological process: regulation of DNA-templated transcription. The coding region runs from base 1 to 1035 and encodes 344 amino acids. Lineage: Eukaryota; Fungi; Ascomycota; Sordariomycetes; Hypocreales; Hypocreaceae. The transcript is spliced from 3 exons. Gene Ontology annotation, molecular function: protein binding; DNA-binding transcription factor activity.
AUGUCUAUUCCAGAGGACCCGCUAGAACGCCGCCGUUUGCAGAAUCGCAUGGCGCAACGCCGCUUCCGAUCCCGCCAGAAAAAUCAAGAGCAACGAAAUGCUAUUGAACUGGCCUCUCAGCUGCAAAGUGCCGCAGCCUCGCUGUAUUCUGAGUCUGUAAAUAUGGAAGGUCGCCUGGAGGACUUUUCAAGCACAGCAAACACAGCACACGAUGCGUCAUCGCUACGCGGUGGCUACUCUGCCUCUUUGAACGGCGUAGGGGGGAUUCAUGAGAGUUUUUCGCUAUUUGAUAGCAAUAACAGGCAUGACCAUUUCGUCGGCUUGGAUGCAAAUGGAAAUUGUAUACCCUACGCCCUGUCAGAGCCAGUGCCUAGUACGAUAUCAACGUCUCCCGGUAACUCGUCCCCUCUCGAUGUCCUCGGAUCGGGCAGGAUGCAACAUCGCAAUUCAUCACCAGCCCACUCGGACAACUAUUUCUCGUCUGAGGAUCACCUGUUGGAAUCCGCAAUCAUCGCAACCAACGAUCUGAUGAAGACAACUAACUUUGGAUCACCAGAUCUAUCAAGUGCAGAUACUAGCCCAAGAGCCAGUGAUUCUUGUGCUAUGAGCGAUCCCGGCUGGCUUAGCGCUCUGCACAUGGCGGCGAGGCGGGGCCAUGGAGGGAUCGUACGUCUCUUGCUGCAGAAUUGCAUGGAUACCAAUGAACCAGACAGCGAUGGCCUAACGCCCCUGAUGCAUGCGGCUGCAGGCGGCCAUGAGGAAGUCGUCGGCCUGCUGUUGAGCCAUGGGGCUCGGCUCGGGGAUCGAGACAACCGACGGCGGUCGGUUUUGCACUGGGCUGUGCUUACAUACAGAGAGGCUGUACUUCGACUGCUGCUCAAACAUGCCGCCACCGACGAUCCUCUUUUGAUUGACGCCUACGAUGAAUCGGGAUGCUCUCCCUUGCAUGCGGCAAUUGACUCAGGAUUCGAGAUUGGUGUCAGCAUAUUAAUGGAGUUCGGCGUCAACAUACACUCCAGGGCAAGGAAACCCUGA